Argentina anserina (silverweed cinquefoil) is the source of this 1767-nucleotide messenger RNA. RefSeq lists its product as uncharacterized. The transcript is spliced from 11 exons. Gene Ontology annotation, cellular component: TRC complex; membrane. Bases 20 to 1441 code for a protein of 473 amino acids. The record is from RefSeq and is a predicted model, not a curated record. Gene Ontology annotation, biological process: post-translational protein targeting to endoplasmic reticulum membrane. Lineage: Eukaryota; Viridiplantae; Streptophyta; Magnoliopsida; Rosales; Rosaceae. Gene Ontology annotation, molecular function: molecular adaptor activity; protein binding.
UCGCUGAAGGAAAGGACUGAUGACGGCACCCUGGUAUCAGAGCAAAACACCAACCCCCACAGUCGCGACGGUCCAAACCAGUCUCAGCCAACUUCGCAGAACCCCCCAAAACGACGCCGUCUGCCGACUCAGCACAUGCUCCCUUGACUCCAUGGCUCCGCCGUUGACCACCGAUUCUCCCCUCUCUCGCCGCCUCGUCCGUUCCUUCUUGGAUUUCCUCAACUCCGUUGAACCUGGAGAUGGUGUUAAUGUUGAGGGCUUACAGAUUGCAAGGGAAUGUCUGGAAGAGGCUUUCAAGCUUAACACCUCUCCUCUUCCAGCUGGUGAGCCUGGGGUUGAACCGGAAUCGCUAGUCGAAAUGUUUAGCUCACUUGGAAAGGGCAAGGUUCCGGAGAAUGUAGCCUCUCAUGGUCAGGGGUCCGUGCCGGCUACUAGCUCAUCGGCUGGUCAGGAUGCUGCGGGUGCCAAUGUCUCAAAGGCACCGAAAUCUCUGGGUCAGGAUUUGACGGGUAAAAAACAUGAUUUAGGGGAGUCCAGAGAUGCUCUGUUCAUGCAAUUCUUUUCCGCACUUGAGAGGACUUGUUACUUUGUGCCCUUGCUUGAUGGUAGUGAUGAUCCAGUGAAAUUGGAGAAAGCAACUCAAUUUUUCUGUGACGCUUUAAAUGAGAUGGAAAAAUCUGGUUGUGAGGAAUUCAGUCCUAAAUACUUGGCGGAGACGUUGAAAACACAAGGUAACAAGGCCAUGCAAUCAAAGCUGUAUACCAAGGCCAUCGAGUUGUAUGACUGUGCUAUUGCACUUUGUGAAAAUAAUGCUGUUUACCGCUGUAACAGGGCUGCUGCUUACACUCAGAUACACAAGUAUUCUGAAGCAGUCAGAGAUUGCCUUAGAUCUAUAGAGAUUGACCCAAACUAUAGCAAGGCAUAUAGUCGUCUGGGAUUAGCUUAUUAUGCAAUAGGGAACUACCGUGAGGCUAUUGAUAAGGGAUUUAAGAAAGCCUUGCAAUUGGAUCCAAAUAAUGAAGCUGUCAAAGAAAAUAUUCGGGUGGCUGAGCUGAAAUUGAUAGAGCAGCAACAACGGUCAGGAUCGCAUCAGAACUCAAGGUCAUUUUCCUUCAGUAGCAGCCAGGGUGCAUCAUCUCCAUUUGGUUCUAUGCCAUUCAAUACAGGUUCUGGUUCUGCUGAUUUUGCAAAUAUGUUCAUGAACAUGGCUGCCAAUGCAUACCAAGGACAGCAUUCUCAAGAUAGCCCAGGUGGUGACCAUAGCAGCAAUGGUAAUGGAGUUGAUGAACCAGAAAUAAGGGUUGACAGCAUGAAUGUUAAUUUGGGAGAAUUGCCCGCAGAGCUGUCUGGAGCUUUACAAUCUGUGAUGCAAAUGUUUUCUGGGGCAGCAACCAACGGAAAUGGGCGGGACACUCCAAAUGAAGGACCAAGACCAAACUAAGUUUAUGAAAACAUGAAACUCUUUAGGAACUCUACACAUUCUCACCACCACUGUGCAUUCUAGUAGGUGGUUUUCCGUCUUCAGUGAGAAGUUUCUUUCAGUUGUAUACACAGGCAUCAACAUAGGAAUCCGGAAAGGGAGUGAAGUUCAUAGCUAACUCUAUAUAUUAGACUCGGUUAUCUAUCUAUGAAAAGUAAUUUGGUAGGAUAUUUCGCCCUGUUUUCUGUUAUUUUAGAUUGAUCGGCCGUGACCAACUAGCUUUUUGUAAAGUUGAAGACCCUUCAAGUUGGCGUAAACAUGAUGUUCACAUCAAACUGUCUAUCAAA